This is a messenger RNA of Hermetia illucens (black soldier fly), 1688 nucleotides long. Its product is annotated as probable phosphoserine aminotransferase. The transcript is spliced from 4 exons. Lineage: Eukaryota; Metazoa; Arthropoda; Insecta; Diptera; Stratiomyidae. Gene Ontology annotation, cellular component: cytoplasm. Gene Ontology annotation, biological process: L-serine biosynthetic process. Gene Ontology annotation, molecular function: pyridoxal phosphate binding; O-phospho-L-serine:2-oxoglutarate transaminase activity. Bases 452 to 1543 code for a protein of 363 amino acids. The record is from RefSeq and is a predicted model, not a curated record.
AGCUCCAGUAAUGUGUACCACGGCCAUUCUACCCACAAUUCGAAGCGUUCUACUCCAUUCGACUUAGCUCCACAAAAGAGAACUUAAUCGAAAGAAACUCAGUCCUAAGUCUGUCGAACUAAGCCGGUUAUCGUGGGUUCCACUAACAAUUUUGAGCUCAGUCAUCACAGCACCGCCACAAAAACCGAAGACGUGCAUGGAAUUCGCCCCAUUGAAACAUCACAUGCCCCAACAUUAUCAAUACUCCGGAAAAAGAAGAAAUCGAACUGGCCUGGGAAACAAGUCUUGGAACUAAGUUCUAGAUUUCGAAAUCUGGUCUAAUCGCAUCCCGAGAUCCAUCUUCAGAUCAGUUCGUAACUAUAGUGUGUAGCGGACUACAUAUUAGGACAGUGAGGCUGUGCUCCAUUUCUCUACAGUGAAAUCGUGGUAAAGCAAGUGCAAUCCAGUGAAAAUGGUUAUCAAUUUCGGUGCCGGUCCAGCUAAGUUACCUGAAGAGGUACUUAAAGAAGUUCAAAAGGACCUUGUCCACUAUCCUGGUGCGGAUAUUAGCGUCAUGGAAAUGUCACAUCGUGGAAGUCAUUAUGCAGCUAUUCACGAAGCAGCUUUACAGUCUCUAAAGGACAUAAUUUAUAUACCAGAUAACUACAAAAUAUUACUAAUGCAAGGUGGUGGAACAGGUUUAUUUGCGACUGUUUGCAUGAACCUUAUGGGCCGCACCGGAACUGCUGAUUAUAUUGUGUCUGGAUCAUGGUCUGCAAAGGCGGCAAAGGAAGCGGAAAAAUAUGGAAAAGUUAACUUGGUUAUUCCGAAAACAUCAAAGUACACUAGUAUCCCAGAUCAGUAUACAUGGAAUUUGGAUCCAAAUGCCUCUUACGUUUAUUAUUGUGAUAACGAAACAGUUGAUGGAGUGGAAUUCAAUUUUGUUCCAGAUACAAAGGGCGUUCCAUUAGUGGCAGAUAUGUCAUCGAAUUUCCUAUCUCGUCCGAUCGAUGUAUCUAAAUAUGGCGUAAUUUUCGCUGGAGCUCAAAAAAACAUCGGAACUGCUGGUAUCACUGUUGUUAUUGUUCGAGAUGAUUUGAUAGGACACGCUAUGAAAAUAACCCCAACUAUCCUUGACUUUGAAAUACAAGCCAAGAACAAUUCUAUUUACAAUACACCACCGACAUUUAUUAUAUAUGUCAUGGGACGUGUUUUCGAAUGGAUCAAACGCUGCGGCGGAAUCACAGCUAUGGAGAGCAAUUCACUGAAAAAGUCACAAUUAAUUUAUGAUGUCAUAAAAUCCUCAAAUGGUUUCUACAAAUGCCUUCUCGAUUCUAACUGUCGGUCACGAAUGAAUGUCCCAUUCCGGAUCGGAGAUGCGAACGAGGAACUCGAGAAGCAAUUCCUAAAAGAAGCGGAGAGCAAGGGAAUGAUUCAGCUUAAAGGACAUAGAUCAGUUGGAGGAAUACGUGCAUCGUUAUACAAUGCAAUUACUAUUAAGGAGGCUCAAAUCCUCGCGGAAUUUAUGACUGACUUCUAUAAGCGAAAUGAGUCUAAGGUGUAGGCCAGCAAGCAGCAAAGCAAAGCCGAUAUUACGUAUAAAAAUAUAUAAUUUAUAAUAAUAUACGUGAGAUACACUUCAAUACAUUUUUAUAAGAAUUUACACAUUAUUGCGGUUAUUCUAAAUAAUAUAUUUCUUCUUGUUUGAA